Rhizoctonia solani is the source of this 2430-nucleotide messenger RNA. Its product is annotated as major facilitator superfamily transporter. The record is from RefSeq and is a predicted model, not a curated record. Gene Ontology annotation, cellular component: membrane. The transcript has 19 exons. Lineage: Eukaryota; Fungi; Basidiomycota; Agaricomycetes; Cantharellales; Ceratobasidiaceae. Gene Ontology annotation, biological process: transmembrane transport. The coding region runs from base 1 to 2430 and encodes 809 amino acids. Gene Ontology annotation, molecular function: transmembrane transporter activity.
AUGUCCGACGACGGGGCGAAACCAUCCCAAGAAAUCGAGCGCACCGGGUCGAUCGACAAUGGCCCCAAUAUUGCGCCAGCCGUUGACUCUCAGCUUGAGAAGAAACUGGUCAGAAAGUUGGACGCGGUGAUUUUACCGCUCACAUGUGCACUUUAUCUCUUGGCCUAUCUGGACCGGUCUAAUCUUGGAAACGCUCGCCUUCAAGGUCUCCCCGAAGAUGUUCUUGGGGGCGAUCCGACGGGGGCCAAGUUCGACUGGGUUUCAUCGAUGUUUUACUUUUCGUAUAUCCUUUCUCAGAUCCCGGCCGUAGUAACUUCCAAGCUGUUCAGGCCUAGAAUCUGGAUUGGGUGUGCGACAAUCGGAUGGGGGCUAGCUUCUACUCUGCAAGCGGCAGCGUUCAACUUCCAAGGACUCCUUGCCACUCGAUUCUUCCUUGGAGUAUUCGAAGCGGGAUUCGGACCGAUGAUUCCUCUAUACUAUACCUUUUUCUACACUAAGCAUGAGAUGGGUGUGAGGCUAUCUAUAUGGUUUGGAUUUGCGGCUGUCGCGGGGGCCUUUGGAGGAUUGAUCGCGUAUGGCGUACAGCACAUCAAUUCCUACCUCGCAAAUUGGAGGAUUUUGUUUCUUGUAGAGGCCAGAUACGACGAAAUGGCUGCACGGCGCUCAAAAGGAUUUGGCAAUCGAGCGUAUGAGUCGCGGUGGAAUGAAGAAGAGGCAGGAACGCUCAACAAGACCCAUGUAAUAGCCGCUUUGAAGGAUUGGAGGGUGUAUGCGUGCGGAAUCAUAUACUUUGGAGUGAAUAUCGCAUUGGCCUCGAUUGGUGUAUUUUUACCUACGAUUAUCAAGACUUUCGGAUAUACCAACGCCAAGGCCCAACUUUUAACUGUUCCCCCGUAUGCUGUUGCGGCGGUCGUAAUGAUGGGAGUUUCCUACAUGUCUGAUCGGACCCAGAAUCGUGGUUUCUUCAUGGCGUCUGCAUCUGCUAUUGGCGCUCUUGGAUAUCUGUUGCUCCUUGUUGUUCAGCAUAACCAGAGUGUCAGAUACUUUUCAAUAUUUCUGUGUUGUACUGGAACGUAUACGACUAUAGGAUUAGCUAUCACUUGGUUCGCGCACAAUCUUGGCUCUGAAUCCAAGAAGGCGGCAGGAAUACCAUUGUUUAUGGUUAUUGGUCAAUGCGGGUCUGUGCUUGGCACUCAUUCGUACCCUGCGUCCGAGGGUCCUCACUAUAUAAAAGGCCUAGCACUAUGUUGUGGAUUCGAGUUCUUGGGUGCCUUGAUGUGCCUCGUGCUUACAAUUUCAUUCCGACUAGAAAAUGCUCGACGGGACCGGGUAUAUGGUCCUCCAGAAGAAGGAAAAGUGGUGGAUACGAGAGAACUAGCGGACAAGUUGCGCAAUAAAUCAAGUGUUGGCUAUAUUGCCGCUGCGAAGGACGAAUUCAACGCCCCUCGAACUACUGCAAAAGAUGAAAUAACUCCCGUCGAGCUAUCUCCCAAUAAUACUACGUUGCAAACGACAAUGGGCGAUCAGGACAAGGCUCAUGUAGCUAACAGCAACGGAAGCGACGGGCAAGACGCCACAAGUAUUCUUCGGCGUAUGAAUGCUACCAGGACAUUACAAGCAGUUGCGCAAGCCGUGUUGGCCAUUCCGGGGAUUACGGGUGGGAGAUUAUGGACGUUAUGGCUGGAGGCGUGGGUGUUAGCGAUGCAGUAUUUACGGGCAUAUCGCGAUAUACACGACGACACUCCUCCUUCGUUUACCUCUACCAUGAGCUCUAUUUUCUCCGCAUUUCGCCCUGUUGCAGCGCCGCCACCUAUGAAGGAGUUAUUUGCAGGACAACCUAUCGAAGCAAGCGUUGUCUUGUUCCCGUUUUUCGAGUACAUGUCACGAAACCGAGUUUUUAGAGCCAUGCUCGCCGAGACCAUUCAUCCCGACCCAAUCAAAUCUCAGUCUCGACCAACGUCUCCAAGACUUCAAACUACGCGUCCACCACUAGGAAGCCCCAAAAACACUGGUACACCUCUGGGUUCUCCUCGGUUACGUCCUUCCUCUUUAAUCAUGGCUGGGAGAACUGCUUCAAUGGCCAGCAUUGUUCAAAAGGCGCAUGCCAAUGCACAAUUACAUCAAAACGUCCGGUGUGUGCCUGAAUUUGUAUCAUUGGCAUCCUACAUACUGGCCCACGCUGGGUCAACAAGUUCUGGGGCCGGUCGAGAGGAAGCAUAUGCGGGGUUGAUUCUAGAUAUACUCGAGCAGUGCGUUGCAGAUGAGGGCAUCAUGAGAGCAAUGUGCAGUCCUCCAACCGAGGGGGAUUCUGCUGUGUGGCUCUGCCGACAGGUGGGUCUAGCCUAUAUUAUUCGCCUAAAGCAAAGCUCACGCUAUGCAGAGGUUGCCCUUACUUCCACUCAGGAUAGGGCCCGCACCCUUGAUAUGUAG